AUGGCUACUUCGCAUCCUUCUUCCACAAUAACGACUCCGGCGCGCAACGGCAACGGUACUGUUGCUUCGCCGGACACAACGCCUUGCACAUCGCAGGCGCCCGUUAUUACCCCACGCAAAAGGCGCCCGCAUCGCAUCUACCAACCGACAAAGAAUUCUCUCUACGACAUCUUCCAGCAACACUCCGGCAUCUCGCUCUUUGUGCGCCCAAUCUGCUGGACCGACUUACAUGCCCAACUCCUCGGCGCGAGAUGGGACGAGUUGCCACCAUGCGAUACACCUCAUCCUACUGCAUCGCCAGGCACGCCACCAUCGCGAGGCCAUCUAAGUCCAUCAAACACCAUCAUCACUCUCAGCAACGCGCUCACCCAGAUACUUCUGCCCGACGCGAUGCACCCUAUCCUCGCCUCCAAUGCGGUCAAGACAGUCUUGAUGACGCUAUGGCCUACAGCCUUCAGCAAGCCACAAUAUCUACCUGAACUUCACCUAUACUUUGGCGGUCGCGUCUAUCGUGAUGCUGUGCGCGCACAGCUAAUGUGGAAUUUCCCUGCCGAGGAGCCAAAGUCGUCUUAUUCCUCCUUCAAGACAAUCUCAACGCGACCUGCCGAAUCCUUCAACGUCUCGACACAGUCAUCCCCAACUCAGUGCCCCGCUAAUCUACCCAUGAUUUGCUACAUUGGUAAAACUCAACUAGCAUCAGUCCGAAACAAUCUAUUCCGCGUCGCACCUGGACCAGGAAGAUCAUGGAAUGAGCCCGUAUUCCGCCUGCAACAACUCCGCGCUCGUAUACUCAUACCUUCAAAUUCGGAUCAUGAUGCGCACUUCGUAGGCAUUUUCCUCGGCAUGGCACAGAAACACUUUUACCCUCCUCCGCCUAUAACCGGCAGGCGCGAUUCGCGAAUGUCUCCAGAGCAAGGAAUUCCACCAUGCCCAAACUUUCACGACCUCAAAUUGAAGAUUCUUACACAUGACACCGAGACGUCUGAGUUUAUCGUCUACACUGGAAACAUCACAAAGGAGUUUCUGGAAAAGUUUCACGACCCCUUCAAGGCGUCAACCGACGAUGACGAGGCUAUGGUUUCUGGUCUCAAGAUCGAAUAUACAAGAGUCCCUAUCUGGCCCAUCUUAGGUCUACGGGAGAGACUUGGCAAAGCUUUAGGUCAAGAUGUCGUCGGUGCUUUCGACCCAGAUGUGAUAGAAACAUGGGAGAAAGACCCCGAGAAACAAGGUGGCGAGAAGCGCAAGCGAGAGGUUAUCACAGAAGUUGUCAACAGCAGUAACAGCAGCUUCGAAGAAGGGGAAGAGGAAGAACCCGCCGUGGUUUCGAAGAAACGAUGUUUGAAUGAAGGCACGCCUGUGGGCGUUGUCAUGUAA
Molecule: messenger RNA, 1374 nt
Organism: Fusarium sp. VM40
Lineage: Eukaryota; Fungi; Ascomycota; Sordariomycetes; Hypocreales; Nectriaceae
Source: the annotation of a GenBank genome assembly